Messenger RNA from Jatropha curcas, 1812 nucleotides. Lineage: Eukaryota; Viridiplantae; Streptophyta; Magnoliopsida; Malpighiales; Euphorbiaceae. The record is from RefSeq and is a predicted model, not a curated record.
ACAACUUUCUUCUCUUCUAUUUUCUUUAUUAAAUUUUAGCAAUUAUAAUUUUUCAUAUUUCUUCAGGUUAACAAGAUAUUUUUCCUAUUUAUCAUGUUAUUGAUCAUUUCUUAAGUUGUUCAAAAUAAGUGAUUUUUUUUUUCUCCUAACUGACCCAUAUCGUAAAGACAAACUGAGUUAACAUCUUCAAUCUGCUAUUUGAGUGAGCCGCCAAAAGUUUCUCACCAGUUACCCCUCUUAAGAAGAAUUUUUGAGCUUAGCUUAUAGAAAUCCCCAAUUUAAAAAGCUAGUGUUUCAGCCAAAAUCAGAGUGGUUUGGACAGAUGAAGUUGGAAUCCUGUAUGGAAAUACUGGUAGAGCUCUUUCUUUGAGUUAUCAACCGGUCAAAAGAUUUUAUCUUUUGACUAAGAGGGGAAAAAUCUGCAAGGUCUAUAUUGCUUGUUUAAGAUAUUUCCUUUUCGAAAAGGGAAAUCUCAUCCAUUUGCUUAUAGGCGCAAGAAGAAAGGGAUACCCAUUUCUUUCAGAUAAUUUUACCAAUCUGAAUCUUCAUGGAUGGUGUUCAAGAACUGCAACCAGAAAUGACAGCUGUUAAUGAUGGAGAGACACCAGACUCGAAUAAAGGCUAUCUAUUUUCUGUUGACGAUAAACUGCAGCUUCCUAAACUCGUACAUUAUAAAUGGUGGUUACGUGUGACUUGCUAUACCCUCUUUGUUCUCUCAGGCCAAUCUGCUGCAACUCUUUUAGGAAGGCUAUACUAUGACAAAGGUGGCAAUAGCAAAUGGAUGGCAACAUUUGUUCAAUCUGCUGGCUUCCCAAUUCUACUUCCCCUUCUUUUCUUCGUCUCCCCUUCUGCCAAUUCUUCUUUAGCAACUAAACCAAAAUUAUCCACAUUUUCACUUCUUUAUCUCGCCUUUGGCAUACUCUUAACAGGUGACAAUUUGAUGUACUCAUAUGGACUCCUCUACCUUCCUGUAUCCACUUAUUCGCUGUUGUGCGCAACCCAGUUGGCCUUUAAUGCAGCCUUCUCAUUCUUUCUUAAUUCACAAAAGUUCACUGCUUUAAUAUUCAAUUCUCUAGUCCUUCUUACUACUUCAGCCUCCCUUCUCGCGGUUAAUGCUGAUUCGGAGAACCCUUCAGGGAUUUCUAAAAGCAAGUAUGCAAUUGGAUUUGUAUUCACAGUUGCUGCAUCUGCAACAUUCUCUUUAUACCUUUCUUUAGUGCAACUAUCUUUUGAAAAGGUUAUAAAGAGUGAAACCUUCUCUGCUGUAUUGGAUAUGCAAAUAUAUCCAUCAUUUGUUGCAACUUGUGGAUGCGUAGUGGGGCUUUUCGCAAGUGGAGAAUGGAGAAGUUUGAAAAAUGAAAUGCAGGAGUAUGAAGAGGGGAGAAUAUCCUAUUUGAUGACUCUAAUUUGGACUGCUAUUACAUGGCAAAUUUCUUCUGUGGGUAUGUUGGGAUUGAUCUUUGAGGUGUCCUCUCUUUUCUCUAAUGUAAUUAGUACUUUGGCAUCGCCAGUUGUUCCUAUUCUUGCUGUGAUAUUUUUCCAUGACAAAAUGGAUGGAGUAAAAAUUAUAGCCAUGUUGAUGGCAAUCUGGGGCUUGUUGUCCUAUACUUAUCAGCAUUAUCUAGAUGAUGCUAAAUCCAAGGCAAAUAGUGCUACUGCCAAUGAAGUUGCUGGCUCUCAAUUAGAAAUGUGUUGAUAGUUUGCUGAUUUUUACUAGUUAGAAAUCAUUAAUUUGUAAGGUGAGAAUGAGAUUAGGUACUUCUAAUCUUUCUAAUGGUUACAAUAAUGAGGUUCUCAAAUUUGAAAUUGUUA